Insectozyma verbasci is the source of this 1056-nucleotide messenger RNA. The record is from the annotation of a GenBank genome assembly. NCBI's taxonomy places the organism in Eukaryota, Fungi, Ascomycota, Pichiomycetes, Serinales, Debaryomycetaceae.
AUGUCUAGUUCCUCACCAUCAAAUAUUAUACUAGGUUGUUCAGUUGCUGUUAUAUCAUCUGCCAUACAGUCUUUAGGUAUAACAUUACAAAGAAAAUCACAUUUAUUACACAAUUUUUAUGCAACUAGUAUAAAUAGUAAUAUUUUAGAUGAUGUUGGAGUAGUACAUUUAAAUCAUCUGCAACAAAAGAGAAAAAGAAAUAUGUGGAUACUUGGAUUUUCAUUAUUUAUAAUUGCAAACAUCUUGGGAUCUAUUAUACAAAUUACAAUAUUACCAUUAAUUAUAUUAUCACCAUUACAACUGAUUGGUUUAAUUUUCAAUAGUAUAUUUAGUUGUUUAUUAAUACCUGGUGAUGUUUUUACCAAAAAAUUAUGGUAUGGUACUAUAAUUAUCAGCAUAGGCGCAUUUAUAAUUGCAUAUAAUGUAAAUGUUAAACCUGAUGAUGAUGAUCCAAUAAACAUACCAAAUGUAGAUGAAAGAUUACAAGCAUUAGUUGAUAAAUUAUUCAAUAAAUCAUUUAUGAUUUGGUUUAUUAGUACUUUUAUAAUUAUGGGAAUUUUAUUAUUGAUAAAUAAAUUUUAUUUAAACAAGAAAAUUAAAGAAACUUCAACAAGUACAACCAAAGAUCUUGAUGAUUCUCAUUGGUUUAGUUUUAAUAGAUUUCAAUUUUUUAAAGGUAUAAAUUAUGGUAUUAUAAGUGGUACAUUAACUGCUCAUACUUUUUUAUUUGCCAAAUCAAUAAUUGAUAUAGUAACUGAAAGUAUCAUGAAGAGCCAUUCAUUAAAAGAUUUUGUUCAAAAUCCAUUACCGUAUAUUUUAAGCUUGGUAAUGUUAAGUAUAGUUGGUUUACAGUUGACUGCUUUUAAUUUAGGUUUAAAAGAAAUUACAACUGCUAUAUUAUAUCCAUUAUGUUUUUUAAUUUAUAAUUUGAUAAAUUUAAUUAAUGAAAUUAUAUUCAGUUCAUUAUUAACAAAUGAUAAAAUGUCAAUUGUACAAUUAAUUUGGAUUAUAUUUGGUUUAUGUGGGGUCUUAUUUGGAGUUAUUAUAUUGAGUUAA